AUUUCCCAGAACCCCACGCGGCGGAUAUAGCGCAGCCAGCUUCCGGUCGAAGUGUAAAUGGCUACAUGACACAGUUGAUCGGAGGAAAGCGUCUUCUCUUCUUUCGGAAACCCCGUUAGCGUACGCAAAGACUACCGACGAGGUUGUUUUUUUUUGUAACGGCCGACGGUCGCGUGGAGACUCCGGCUGCGAUGGAGGCGGUUCCCCGGAUGCCGAUGAUCUGGCUGGACCUGAAGGAGGCUGGGGAGUUCCCGUUCAGCCCGUCCGUCAAGCAGUUCAUCUUGAAGAAUUAUGGAGAGAAUCCAGACAACUACAACGAGCAGCUGAAGAAACUGGAGACGCUGCGCCAGAGUGCGGUGAAUGUGACGAGAGACUUCGAGGGAUGCAGCACGCUCAGGAAAUACUUCGGCCAGCUGCAUUACGUCCAGAGCCGAGUGCCCAUGGGAACGGGCCAGGAGGCUGCCGUACCCAUCUCAUGGACAGAAAUCUUCUCUGGAAAGACGGUGACCCACGAUGACAUCAGCUACGAGCAAGCCUGCAUCCUCUACAACCUGGGGGCCCUGCACUCCAUGUUGGGAGCCAUGGACAACAGGGUGUCUGAGGAGGGGAUGAAGGUGUCGUGUACGCACUUCCAGUGCUCGGCGGGGGCUUUCUCCUACCUGAGAGACCAUUUCAGCCACAACUUCAGCGUGGACAUGAGCCACCAGAUCCUCAACCUCAACAUCAACCUCAUGCUGGGACAGGCUCAGGAGUGUCUUCUGGAGAAGUCCAUGUUGGACAACAGGAAGAGUUUUCUGGUCGCUCGCAUCAGCGCUCAGGUGGUGGAUUACUACAAGGAGGCCUGCAGGGCGCUGGAGAACUCUGAGACGGCGUCGAUGCUGGGGAAGAUUCAGAAAGACUGGAAGAAACUGGUCCAGAUGAAGAUCUACUACUUUGCUUCCAUUGCACAUCUUCACAUGGGGAAGCAGGCCGAGGAGCAGCAGAAGUACGGAGAGCGGCUGGCGUACCUGCAGAGCUCCAUGGACAAACUCACGGAGGCCAUCAAGCUGGCCAAGGGGCAACCGGACAGCGUGCAGGACGCCUUGAGAUUCACCAUGGACGUCAUCGGGGGAAAGUUUAAUUCAGCCAAAAAGGACAAUGACUUCAUCUACCACGAGACGGUUCCUUCUCUGGAGACUCUGGCCUCCGUCAAAGGUGCCCCGCUGGUGAAAGCUCUGCCGGUCAACCCCACGGACCCCAGUGUCACCGGACCCGACCUGUUUGCCAAGUUGGUGCCGAUGGCCGCCCACGAAGCGUCGUCGCUGUACAGUGAGGAGAAGGCCAAGCUGCUGAGGGACAUCAUGAUGAGGAUCGAGAGCAAGAAUGAGACACUAGAACAGUUCAUGGACUCUCUGGGCUUGGAGCCGGAGUCGGUGGACAACCUGGACAUGUACAGCCACAUCCCUCCGGUCCUGAUGGAGAAGUGUGCUGCGCUCAGCGUCCGACCCGACACCGUCAAGAGCCUCAUCCAGUCCAUGCAGGGGCUCUCGGGCGUCUUCACCGACGUGGAGUCUUCGCUGAAGGAGAUACGGGACGUCCUGGAGGCGGACGAGGCCGGGCGGCGAGCCCUCCUGGAGGCGGGCGGCCCGGCCGCGGCCGAGGUGCACCCGGCGGCUCAGGCCCAGGCGCUGGCUGAGAUCUGCCGGGACCUGGAGAAGUACAUGGAGGCCCACGAGAAAGCCAGCUUCACCAACACGGAGCUCCACAGGGCGAUGCACCUGCACAUCAGCAACCUGCGUCUGCUGGGGGGGCCGCUGGAGAACCUGAAGGAGGCCCUGCCCCGGCCCCAGCUCAGCGAAGAGGAAGUAGCAGGGCUGCAGUGUAUGAAGCGGAUCCUGGGGAAGGUGCAGGAAAUGAGGGACCAGAGAAGCUCUUUGGAGAAACAACUGCGCGACCUGAUCCAGCACGACGACAUCACCUCCACCCUCGUCACCACGGAACGGGCCGACAUGAGGCGUAUCUUCGAGGAGCAGCUGAAGAAGUACGAGCAGGUGAAGGUGUACCUGGACCAGAACCUGGCUGCCCAGGAGAACAUCCUGAAGGCCCUGACGGAGGCCAACGUCCAGUACGCCUCGGUCCGCAAGGGCCUGAGUCAGACGGAGCAGCAGUGGAACGGCACCGUGCACGGGCUGGUGGGCUCCUACGAAGCCUACGAGGACCUGAUGAAGAAGUCGCAGGAGGGGAAGGAGUUCUACGACGACCUGGAGGCCAAGGCGUCGCGCCUGCUGGAGAGAGCGAAGACCCUCUGUGAGACCAGGGCCGAGGAGAGGAAGCCCGCUUUGGACAAAGAGACCCAGAAGAAGCCCCCGGCGCGACCAACGGCAGCCAAGCCCUCCCUGAAGCCGAAGGCGCCGGACGUGGACUCGGCCUGCUCCAGUCUGGACGACCCAGAGUUGGCCCAGCUCAGUGCAGCUAUCUUGGCCUUGGGGGGGGACCUGCCCGAAGAGCUCCGCAGCCUCCCAUGUGACGUUCCCUCUUUCCACACCUCGGGGGCUCGUCUUCCCGGUCCUGAAGUCUUCGCCCCCCACGCCGCUAACCUGGGCGGCGGCGGCGGCGGCUCUCUGCCGUGGCCCGGCGCUCCAGCUGCCGGUCGCUUCCCGGCCAAUCUGCCUCCUCCAGAGCUCCUGGCGCGGAUCGCUCACUUCCCGACUUCCGGGCCUCAAGCGACGCACGGGCCUCUGCCGCGCGGAACCCUCCCACAGAUGACGGCGCAGAUGCAUCCGCAAAUGCCAAACCAGGCAGCCGUGUCGGGCUAUCGGCCGCCCCCUCCUCAGGCCCCACAACCUGGCCUCGUGGCUCCGACCCCGAUCCGGCCCUCUACAGCCACCGUGGCUAGCAUCCAGGCCCCGAUCCCGAGCUACGCCCCUACGCCGCAACACCACCAUGUCAUGCCUGCAGCCUCUACUGGCUACGCUGUACCCCCACAGAUGGGGGCCUACCCCCAGUUUAUGCCCCAACCGGGAAUGCCCGUCCAAGGCCCGCCACCCCAACCGCAGCAGCAGAAACAGCCGUACCCUCAGCCCAUCGGGCACCCAAUGCCUCAGGGGUACCAGCCUGGGCCGGGGGCUAUUCUUGGCCCUCACCCCCAUCUCCAGGCUCCGCAAGGCUACCUUCACGGAUAUAUGCCCCCUCAGCCUGGCGUGCCUCCCCAUUACCAGCAGGUGUUCCCGGGUCAGCUGCAACCGCAUCAACAAAAUGGCUACCAGCCCCAGCCUCAGCUCCCACAAGGCUACCAGACUCCACCGGGCUACGUACCCCAGCAUCACCCUCAGAUGAUGCCAGGCUCCAUGCAAAGGCCCCCUCAGGGCCACAUGCAUCCACACUUACCCCCGACGUCUCAGCCGGCACCCCCGGUGUCUCAGGCCUACCUGCCCCACCCACACCAACAGAUGCCCCCUCACCAGCACAUGUUGCCACAACAGCAGCACAUCUCAAUGCCUCCCAAUGUCCAGCAGAUUCCGCCCCACCCGCAGAUGCAGAUACCAGGUGGUCCCGGAGCACAAAUGCCCCCCACAAGUCAACCGAUGCCGCCGGUCUCGCAGAGCUACAUGCCCCCUACGAAUCAGCCCGGUCACCCCAGCCUGCUGCCUCAGAUGCCUCCAGGUCCUCAGGUCCACCUGCCGAGGGGCCCAAUGCCACAGAUGCCUCCCAGUGCACUACUCCAACAACAUCACCCCCACCCCGGACAGCCUCCGAUACCGAACAUGCCCCAACAGCCCAUGCGGAUGCCCAGCCAGACUCAGCCCCCUCAUUCUGGGGGCGUAUGCUACCCCGGAGGGGCUCCGUUGAUGCCCCAGCAGCCUCUGGCGCCGCAGCCUGCAGCUCCCCAACAACCUCAGGCUCCUCUUCCCAUGACCCACCCGCAGCCCCCCGCUAUUUACCCUUCGGCUCCAGGAGCUAAUGUGCCUGCAAGUGCUCCACAGCAACCCCCCCCCAUGGGCCCGCGUGGUCCGCACGUUCCCCCGGCACCGCACAUGAUCCAGCCCACUCCUGGGGGUCCUUCAGCAGCUCCACCGCCCAACGCUGUCCCUCCUUCCCCUUCGCCUUCCCCCUCCCCGUCUCCCUCCCCGGGUCCCACCUCUCUGAGUCUGAACCCCCAGCAGAGACCCACGCCAGCCCCCGCUCCCGGCGGCGCCGCUCCGCCCACUCUUCCCUCCCCCUCCGCCGUCUCUCCCUCCACGUCGUUGUUUCAGCGCCAGAAAUCGAGCACAGACGACCUCCUCUCUUCGAGUCCCGAGAGCCAACCGGGUGGACCCAAGGCCCCCACCAAUGUCCUCCAACCCACCAAAGCGGACCCGCAGGACGGGGAGCGUCGCAAGAAGAGCUCCCAGGGAGUCCUGCUGAUCCAGGGCGACCCGUACCAGGCACCGGAGCGCGUCGCCCGUCUUCACGGCGAACUGGAGCGCUACCGGUCCCGCGUGGAUUCUCUGGAGCACCCCUCGGAGAGCGAGGGCGGCCUGUCGGUGCUGGACGCCCGCUGGAAAGAGCUCCAGGACCAGCAGGAGCGGGACGCCCGGCAGCUGUCCAUCGCCAUCGCCCGCUGCUACACCAUGAAGAACCGCCACCAGGACGUCAUGCCCUACGACCUCAACCGCGUGGUGCUGCAGUCGGGCAAAGACGACUACAUCAACGCCAGCUACGUGGAGGACCUGUCGCCGUACUGCCCGCGCCUCAUCGCCACGCAGGCGCCGCUCACCGGCACGGCGGCCGACUUCUGGCUGCUGGUGUACGAGCAGAAGGUGUCGCUGGUCGUCAUGCUGGUUUCGGAGCAGGAGCUGGAAAAGGGUAAGGUCAUGCGCUACUUCCCGACGGAGCGCGGCCAGCAGCUCGCCCAGGGACCAAUCACGCUCUGCCUCACCACGCAGAAGACGACGCCCACGCACGUGGAGCGCAUGAUCAGCCUGCAGUACCGCGACCAGAGCCUGAAGCGCACCGUGGUCCACCUGCAGUUCACCUCCUGGCCGGAGCUCGGUCUCCCUGACAGCAAGAGCAACCUGCUGAGCUUCAUCCAGGAGGUGCAUGGACACUACCUCCACCAGAGGCCCCUACACACACCUGUGGUGGUGCACUGCAGCUCCGGCGUCGGACGCACCGGCGUCUUCUGCCUGCUGUACGCCGCGCUGCAGGAGCUGGAGGCCGGAAACGGGAUCCCGGACCUUCCUCUGCUGGUGAAGAAGAUGAGACAACAGAGGAAGAACAUGCUGCAGGAGAAGCUGCACCUGAAGUUCUGCCACGAGGCCGUGUUGAAGCACGCCGAGCUCGUCCUCCAGAGACACGGCGUCACCACCUGCAGCAAGAGCACCAGCGCCGCCGCCACCAAGUCUUACUCGAGACAGGAGUCCCAGCAGGACAUCGUCCUCGGGGGCGACAUGCCCAUCAGCUCCAUCCAAGCCACCAUCGCCAAGCUCAGCAUCCGGCCGCCGAGCGCCACCGACCCCACCAUGGAGGCGGCGUGCGGCCCGGAGGACGCCGUCCCGCUGGGUGACGCCACGCCGCUCCAGGAACCCUUCCCCCCCACGGUCCCCCGGCCGCCCUCCUCCUUCAGCCCGCCUCUCUCCCCGCCUACAUGCUCUCCACCGCCACCCAACGGUCUGGACGCCUCCCCCUCCACGACGCCGCCGCCCAACCCCGGCGACGUCCCGCCUCCCGCCCCGGCGCCGUCGUCCCUGGAGCUGCUUGCCGCGUUGACGCCCGAGGCCUUCUCCAUGGAGGGCGGGGGCAAGGGGAAGCAGCGGGUCACCAAGCAGAGCUUCUUGCAGCCGGCGGAGGGUCAGGGUCUCCACGGGACUCGGGGGAAAGAGGGCGACGACCCCCUCAGCAGCCUGGACCCCCUGUGGAGCCUCGGCAAGCGCUGAGACCGCCGGCUUCCUGCAGCUCCUCUAGCGCCGCUUCUUAGAAGAAAAACGUUUCAGCGGCGUCGAUUACCAAGACGUGCCUGGUGGCAGACGGUUUGCUCUGGGAGGGGGUCCGGGGGGGGGGUGGGGGUUGAUACCUGAGACACAAACGCACUUGCUUCUCCAUCACUGGUGGCUUCUGGGACCAGCUCGCUAUGCACUCGUCUGUAGUCCUUCGUUCCUCUUUGCUGCUUUUUUCUUUCCACGUCUGGAUGUUCUGCACUCCGCAGCGCCAGGAAAAAAAUCCCAGCAUGCACACUUUCAAUUUCAUUUUUUUUCUGCAUCUGUAACACUGUAAAUAUCUUAAAUAAAAAGUUAGAAUAUUCCAAAAGUACUUAUGGUAAACUUUCACUAAUCAUUCAUUGUUGUUAAAAAAAUAAAAAAUUAAUCCAGCAGAUUACAACAGACGA
Molecule: messenger RNA, 6343 nt
Organism: Cyclopterus lumpus (lumpfish)
Lineage: Eukaryota; Metazoa; Chordata; Actinopteri; Perciformes; Cyclopteridae
Gene: ptpn23a
Product: protein tyrosine phosphatase, non-receptor type 23, a
Exons: 24
Coding region: 192-5894 (1900 amino acids)
Biological process (GO): protein dephosphorylation; protein transport to vacuole involved in ubiquitin-dependent protein catabolic process via the multivesicular body sorting pathway; endocytic recycling
Cellular component (GO): endosome
Molecular function (GO): protein tyrosine phosphatase activity; protein binding
Source: RefSeq, a predicted model, not a curated record